This is a messenger RNA of Microplitis mediator, 1221 nucleotides long. RefSeq lists its product as uncharacterized. Gene Ontology annotation, molecular function: nucleic acid binding. Lineage: Eukaryota; Metazoa; Arthropoda; Insecta; Hymenoptera; Braconidae. The transcript has a single exon. The record is from RefSeq and is a predicted model, not a curated record. Gene Ontology annotation, biological process: DNA integration. The coding region runs from base 1 to 1221 and encodes 406 amino acids.
AUGCGGCUUUUGACCCAUUCUAAUGGAUUCUAUGGGAUGUUUUGGAUAGGGUUGACUCUCGCUGAUCUACGGAGAUCUGUCUGGAUGGAAGGUGGGCGUGUUUCAGUCAGGUCUCAAAUUCUUCGCUGCGUCGUGUGCACGAGACAUAGAGGUGUUCGUGCACAACAACUAAUGGGACAAUUGCCAUCCGCUCGUGUAAGACCAUCGAAAGUAUUCUUACACACGGGAAUAGACUACGCUGGGCCAGUAACACUGAAGACAUUUCAAGGUCGAGGUGCGAAAACCUAUAAAGGUUGGAUCGCUGUUUUUGUAUGUCUCGCUACAUCCGCUAUACACAUUGAAAUUGUCACCGACUAUUCUACUGACGCUUUCGUCGCAGCAUUCAGAAGAUUUACUAGUAGGAGAGGCGCCUGCAGUACCCUAUACUCGGACUGUGGUACAAAUUUUGUAGGAGCAGACGCUACGCUAAAGAGAGAAUUCGCAGCAGGAUCGAGACAGCUACGGGAACUUCAGUAUUUACUCGCUACAGAUGGCACAGACUGGAAGUUCAACCCGCCAAGUGCUCCCCACUUUGGUGGCAAGUGGGAAGCAGCCGUCAAGUCAAUCAAGUUCCAUCUUAUUCGAACUAUUGGUGAAUCGCUAUUGACUUACGACCAACUCGCUACAGUGCUAACACAGAUUGAAGCUGUGCUCAAUUCAAGACCGAUCGCUCCGCUAUCCGAAGAUCCUGCAGACUUAACCGCUUUGACUCCUGGACACUUUCUCAUCGGUGAACCGCUAAUCGCUGUACUAGGACCGUCAUUACUGGAAAACAAUACCGCUACGUUGUCACGCUGGCAACAAUUACAACAAAUGUUCCAGACAUUUUGGACUAGAUGGUCGUCUGAGUACUUACAACGACAUCAAUCAAUCUCUAAGUGGCAUCAUCCAUCUAAUAUCAUCAAAGUGGGCUCAUUAGUCCUGCUGACUGAUGAGAGGUUCCUGCCAUCAAAAUGGCCACUCGCUAGAGUACUCGCACUACAUCCAACACGAGAUGGGUUGACUCGAGUAGUCACCCUGAAGACCGCUACCACGGAACUUGUUCGACCAAUCGCUAAACUGUGCGUGCUGCCAGUUCACUCUCCAGAUGACAAUCCUGUCGACACCGUCGCCAGCGCUGGGGAGAAUGUUCAGUCAAGAGCAAACUCGCUACCACCUGAGAACGCCGAGCCUCACCAAUAG